AGAACGACUGCAAACACGGCGAGGGAGGGGCGAAGCGCGGAGCGUGUGACGUCACCCGUGGUGUGUGCGUAACGUGAGCGGAAGCGGAAGCGGCUCUGUUCGCCGCCUCUCCCACCGGCCCGAUGAGCUGCAGCGGCUCCGGCGCGGACCCCGAGGCGGCGCCGGGCUCCGCUGCCUCGGCCCCGGGCCCGGCGCCCGCGGUCUCGGCCCCCGCAGCGUUGCCCGCUGGCACCGCUGCGGAGAAUAAGGCCAGCCCCGCGGGGACUGCAGGGGGACCUGGGGCUGGAGCUGCGGCAGGGGGCACGGGACCCGUGGCGGCGCGGGCCGGGGAGCCGGCCGAACGGCGCGGGGCGGCUCCGGUGUCGGCUGGUGGAGCGGCGCCCCCGGAGGGGGCCAUGUCUAACGGGGUUUAUGUACUGCCGAGCGCGGCCAACGGAGACGUGAAGCCGGUGGUGUCCAGCACGCCUCUGGUGGAUUUCCUGAUGCAGCUGGAGGAUUAUACGCCUACGAUCCCAGACGCAGUGACUGGUUACUACCUGAACCGUGCUGGCUUUGAGGCUUCGGACCCACGCAUAAUUCGGCUCAUCUCCCUAGCUGCCCAGAAAUUCAUCUCAGAUAUUGCCAACGAUGCCCUACAGCACUGCAAAAUGAAGGGCACAGCUUCUGGCAGCUCCCGAAGCAAGAGCAAGGACCGCAAGUACACUCUAACCAUGGAGGACUUGACCCCUGCCCUCAGCGAGUAUGGCAUCAAUGUGAAGAAGCCGCACUACUUCACCUGAGCCACCCAACCUAAAUGUACUUGUCUGUCCCCUUGUCCCCACACCAGCCUGUUUUCAUAAUAAACUUUAUUGUGACAGGCA
This is a messenger RNA of Enhydra lutris kenyoni (northern sea otter), 860 nucleotides long. Its product is annotated as transcription initiation factor TFIID subunit 10. Bases 123 to 779 code for a protein of 218 amino acids. Gene Ontology annotation, molecular function: promoter-specific chromatin binding; RNA polymerase II general transcription initiation factor activity. Gene Ontology annotation, cellular component: SAGA complex; transcription factor TFIID complex; nucleus. NCBI's taxonomy places the organism in Eukaryota, Metazoa, Chordata, Mammalia, Carnivora, Mustelidae. The transcript has 5 exons. The record is from RefSeq and is a predicted model, not a curated record. Gene Ontology annotation, biological process: transcription initiation at RNA polymerase II promoter.